AAAGGUCCAGCGAGAGCGGAGCGGACGGCGAGCGCGAGGACGAGAGAGGAAGGAAUAGAAAGAGAUAAGAAAGCGACCAGAUUAGAAGCUAAAAGCUCUCUCUCAUGGCGGCAACUCAGGGUCAGGUCAUCACCUGCAAAGCGGCGAUGGCGUGGGAGGCGAACAAGCCGCUGUCGAUCGAGGACGUGCAGGUGGCGCCGCCGCAGGCUGGGGAGGUCAGGAUCAAGAUCUUCUUCACCGCUCUCUGCCACACCGACGCCUACACCUGGAGCGGCAAGGAUCCUGAGGGUCUCUUUCCUUGCAUCCUUGGCCAUGAGGCUGCAGGGAUUGUUGAGAGUGUUGGUGAAGGAGUGACUGAAGUUCAACCUGGAGAUCAUGUUAUUCCUUGUUACCGAGCAGAAUGCAGAGAAUGUAAAUUUUGUAAGUCUGGAAAGACAAAUCUCUGCGGUAAAGUUCGUGCAGCUACUGGUGUUGGUGUUAUGAUGAAUGACCGCAAGAGUCAGUUCUCUAUAAAUGGGAAACCUAUUUAUCAUUUCAUGGGGACAUCAACUUUCAGCCAAUAUACAGUUGUGCAUGAUGUUAGUGUUGCGAAAAUUGAUCCCCAGGCUCCUCUGGAGAAGGUCUGUCUGCUUGGUUGUGGUGUUUCUACAGGUCUUGGAGCAGUAUGGAAUGCAGCAAAGGUAGAAUCAGGUUCCACUGUUGCUAUUUUUGGCCUCGGCAUUGUUGGGCUUGCAGUAGCUGAAGGGGCAAAAGCAGCUGGUGCUUCUCGUAUUAUUGGUGUAGAUAUUGACGGCAAAAAGUUUGAUACCGGGUUGGGACUUGGGGGACAUCAGUCAUUGUGGGUGUAGCAGCUUCUGGUCAGCAGAUAUCUACUGGGCGUGUCUGGAAGGGAACUGCCUUCGGUGGAUUCAAGAGCCGCUCUCAAGUACCAUGGCUUGUUGACAAGUACACGAAGAAGGAAAUCAAGGCAGGCGAGUAUACAUAACGCCCACGAUGACUUUGUGGGAUAUCAGUAAGGCCUUUGAUUUGAUGCAUGAAGGGGGAUGCCUGCGCUGCGUGCUUGAAAUGCAUGCAUGAAGUGUUCCAUCGUCAGAUUGUAUUCUAGGACCUAAGAUUAUGAGAUCAUCAUCUGUAGUGGACUUUUGUGCAUCCUGUCCUAGGGCAAUGUGGUCUACAAAAGUAAGAUGAGGGUGAAGCCAUAUUGCCAGUCAUGUUCUAAUGAACUUACCUUGUCGGUAUUUUGCUGUCCUUUUUCUUUAUUUGCCAGCUAUUUACAUGCUUCGGAAUUGAGAACGAGGAUAAUGUAUUCAUCCGCGUAUCUUUUGGGGAAUAUUCAACUUUUAAAUGUGGUCAAGGCCAAUAUUCAGUAUCUUCAGAAAAUCCGUAGAUGAUAUUUGGAGAAAAAAA
Phoenix dactylifera (date palm) is the source of this 1407-nucleotide messenger RNA. NCBI's taxonomy places the organism in Eukaryota, Viridiplantae, Streptophyta, Magnoliopsida, Arecales, Arecaceae. The record is from RefSeq and is a predicted model, not a curated record.